CACCUGCACAGCCUGACACACACAGCAGGUCUCCAUGGCCCAGAUGCCGCUCUCCACCGUGCCGAAGCCCUCGAUCUCCAGAGUCCCCAGCAGCAUGGAGGGGAUCAACCACGAGCUAGAGAAGGUCUUCAUCCGGGAGAGCGGGGACAAAGAGGAGCUCAAGUCCCUGGAGGUCCCUGACGGGCGGCGCGCUCCCUUCCCCCCCCAGCAGCGCAGCAGCACGGACCCUCAGACCCCCGGACUCCCCCACGGGUCACAUGACGGGUCACAUGACGGCAGCCCCUACUCCACCGAGGAGCUGCUGUACGACCGAGACAAAGGUAAGUCAACGG
Notothenia coriiceps (black rockcod) is the source of this 332-nucleotide messenger RNA. RefSeq names its product glucocorticoid-induced transcript 1 protein-like. The record is from RefSeq and is a predicted model, not a curated record. Gene Ontology annotation, biological process: podocyte development. The annotation marks the transcript as partial. The transcript is spliced from 3 exons. NCBI's taxonomy places the organism in Eukaryota, Metazoa, Chordata, Actinopteri, Perciformes, Nototheniidae. Gene Ontology annotation, cellular component: cytoplasm.